Messenger RNA from Solea solea (common sole), 2412 nucleotides. It is a transcript of the gene gabrg1, whose product is annotated as gamma-aminobutyric acid type A receptor subunit gamma1. Gene Ontology annotation, biological process: nervous system process; monoatomic ion transmembrane transport; signal transduction. Gene Ontology annotation, molecular function: inhibitory extracellular ligand-gated monoatomic ion channel activity; GABA-gated chloride ion channel activity; transmitter-gated monoatomic ion channel activity involved in regulation of postsynaptic membrane potential. The transcript has 9 exons. NCBI's taxonomy places the organism in Eukaryota, Metazoa, Chordata, Actinopteri, Pleuronectiformes, Soleidae. The record is from RefSeq and is a predicted model, not a curated record. Bases 226 to 1617 code for a protein of 463 amino acids. Gene Ontology annotation, cellular component: postsynapse; synapse; GABA-A receptor complex.
AGCAUCCUCCUCCCCCUUCUCCCUCUCUCCCUCUCUCUCUCUCUCACACACACACACACACGUAUCUCGUGCGUCUCACCUCCACUGCUGCGUCUAACCCGCGUCGGCUGCAUCCAUACGCGAGGAGACAACAUCACUAAAACAUUCGAUUUCCUCGCGUCUCCCGCGGACACAGCUACAGACUCGGCUCCCUGCGCCACCUCCUCUUCGGCUGUGGAGCAGAGGAUGAAGCAGCUGUUUGUCAGAGCUUGGGAGAACAAAGCCAUGAGCCCCUGGCUGCUCUUCGCCCUGCUCGGACUUUGUGCAGCAUUUGGGCCCAGUAAACAGGAAGAGGAGGACUAUGAAGAUGUGCCCAUAAAUAAGACCUGGGUCCUGUCACCGAAGGUUUAUGAGAGUGAUGUGACUUUGAUCCUGAAUAAACUGCUGCAGGGCUACGACAACAAACUGCGACCUGAUAUCGGAGUGAGGCCAACAGUGAUUGAAACAGCCGUGUAUGUCAACAGCAUUGGACCUGUGGACCCCAUAAACAUGGAAUACACCAUUGACAUCUUCUUUGCCCAGACAUGGUACGACAGCCGACUGAAGUUCAACGGCUCGAUGAAGCUGCUCAUGCUCAACAGUAACAUGGUAGGCAAAAUCUGGAUUCCAGACACAUUCUUCAGGAAUUCACGCAAAUCAGAUGCCCACUGGAUCACCACUCCCAAUCGCCUCCUACGGCUGUGGAACAACGGACGGGUCAUGUACACACUAAGGUUGACUAUUAAUGCGGAGUGUUACCUUAAGCUGCAUAACUUUCCAAUGGAUGAACACUCAUGCCCCCUGGAGUUUUCAAGCUAUGGGUAUCCCAAAAAUGAGAUCAUGUACCGGUGGCAGAGGCGGGCGGUAGAAGUGGCAGACCAGCGCUACUGGAGACUCUACCAGUUUGCCUUUGUAGGGUUGAGGAACACCACAGAUGUGGCACACACCCAGUCAGGAGAAUACGUCAUCAUGACCAUCUUUUUUGACCUGAGCCGAAGAAUGGGCUACUUCACCAUCCAGACCUACAUCCCCUGCAGUAUGAUUGUGGUUUUAUCCUGGGUCUCCUUCUGGAUCAAUAAGGAUGCUGUCCCAGCGCGCACGUCUCUGGGUAUCACCACAGUGCUCACCAUGACAACACUCAGUACGAUCUCCAGAAAAUCCCUACCCAAGGUUUCUUAUGUCACUGCCAUGGACCUGUUUGUCUCCGUUUGCUUCAUCUUCACUUUUGCUGCCCUCAUGGAGUAUGGCACGCUGCACUACUUCACCAGUAACAGACAGACCAAGAAGGCCAAAGCCAACAAUAACACACAGCUACCACAGCAGAGAGCAUCUAGCAUGGUGAAUAUCCGACCUGGAACGUCCCUGCUGCAGAUGAACAACAUUGUGCCAUAUCAUGAAGAUGACUAUGCUUACGAGUGUUUGGAUGGAAAAGACUGCGCCAGCUUCUUCUGCUGCUUCGACGACUGCCGCUCAGGUGCCUGGCGUGAAAACAGGAUGCACGUACGGGUUUCCAAAAUUGAUUCUUACUCACGAAUAUUUUUCCCUACUGCUUUUGGUCUUUUUAAUCUGGUUUAUUGGAUAGGUUAUCUGUAUUUAUAAAAGACUGUUUGUCUUUUAUAUCUGAAGUUUCACACGUGCAAACAUUUCACAAAAGCAGAACUGCUCUUGUACCAGAAAUGACAGCUUCUCAGCAAAGAUUAAUGGCAGAAAGAUGACCUUAAACAAAUAACAAAUAACAAACUAAUAAUGGCAGUGCCUUGUUUUUUUUCUGCCAGCACUGUGGAAUGGCAAAGACAUUUUUAGGUUUUUGUUCAUUUUUAUGUAACACCAAAUUUUAAACACACAGACAUCUGUACACAAAUUGAUUGACAUAUUAUCAAAAUAUAUCCCAGCCAGCAUGUCCAUAUGGGCCCCAUAAGGGUUAUAUUUGAGCUGCUAAGCAAGUUUGUCCGUGAUUUGUGUGUUUUGGGAUUUUUUUGUUCAGAGCAGGAAACAAAGCAAUUACGCACAUACAUUUAUGAUCCCAAUUCCAAGUAAACCAACUCCAGUACAUAUCACCAUCUAUCCACUCUACCUAUCUAAUCGCUAAUGCACAUGCUUUGUUUGCAACUAUAUCAUUACAACAGAGCCCAAUGUACAUUGUCAUUCAAAACAGGAGCACUGACAUUAAGGCUUAUAACUGCAGGUUUUACUAUUAAGUCAGGUACAUCAAUUAGAAUUAGACCAUUCAUUACAGCAAAUGGAAAUACAGUCAGACUUGGCACUGAUGGCUCCACUCUUGCUACCUGGAUUGGCAAAGCAGCAUGCUACACCAAAUAGGGAGGACAAUGCAACAAACCCCAUACAAGAGAGUAGAGAUGUUCCGAUACCAUUUUUUCCCUCCCGAUACCGAUA